Messenger RNA from Vicia villosa (hairy vetch), 1788 nucleotides. RefSeq names its product pantoate--beta-alanine ligase. Gene Ontology annotation, biological process: pantothenate biosynthetic process. The coding region runs from base 132 to 1064 and encodes 310 amino acids. Gene Ontology annotation, molecular function: pantoate-beta-alanine ligase activity. The record is from RefSeq and is a predicted model, not a curated record. The transcript is spliced from 4 exons. Lineage: Eukaryota; Viridiplantae; Streptophyta; Magnoliopsida; Fabales; Fabaceae.
AAUCAGAAGUACAAACAGGCGUGCGUACACCAACAUAUCCGACAAUUCCUUUUGAGUUCUUCCGCCAUCACCAACGUUGUACCAAACAAAAACAAAAAAACAACACAACCCACCAAACCCUUUUGAUUCCAAUGUCUCCAAAACAACCUCUAAUAAUCAGAGACAAAACCCAGAUGCGAAACUGGUCAAGGUCAAUGCGAUCCCAAUCCAAACUCAUUGCUUUCGUUCCCACCAUGGGUUACCUUCACCAAGGCCAUCUUUCUCUCAUCACAGAAGCUCACAAACACGCCAAUGUUGUAGCAGUAUCCAUCUACGUCAACCCGGGUCAGUUUUCACCUAAUGAAGAUCUUUCCACUUACCCUUCUGAUUUUGAAGGUGAUGUUCAGAAGCUUUUGUCUGUUCCUGGUGGGGUUGAUGUUGUUUUUAAUCCGAAGAAUUUGUAUGAUUAUGGGGAGAGUGAGGGUGGUGAGGGGGGUGGUGGUGGUGGUGAUGGGGUGGUGUCUUGUGUUGAGAAGAGUGGUUUGGGACAUGAGAGUUGGGUUAGAGUUGAGAAACUGGAGAAGGGUCUUUGUGGGAAGAGUAGGCCUGUUUUCUUUAGAGGGGUUGCUACUAUUGUUGCUAAGUUGUUUAAUAUUGUGGAGCCUGAUGUUGCUGUGUUUGGGAAGAAAGAUUAUCAGCAGUGGAGAGUUAUUCAGAGAAUGGUUCGCGAUCUUGAUUUUGCUAUAAAAGUGAUAGGUUGUGAAAUAACAAGGGAAACCGAUGGUCUAGCAAUGAGUUCGCGCAAUGUACAUCUCUCAUCUGAAGAGAGGGAAAAGGCACUAUCUAUAAACAAAUCAUUAUCAAGAGCCAAGUCAGCCGCCGAAGAUGGUCAGGUGCAAUGUGAGAAAUUGAGGAACUUAGUCAACCAAUGUAUUACUGACGCUGGGGGAAGACUCGACUAUGCUGAGAUUGUUGAUCAACAGAGUUUAGAGAAAGUGGAGUUGAUCAAAAGUCCUGUUGUGUUCUGUGUUGCUGCAUUUUUUGGGAAGGUCAGGCUUAUAGACAACAUGGAAAUCAACUUAUAAUUAAUCUAACCUUCUUUGUCACAUAGCUAUUGGUUAGUAGUUCUAACAGUUCAUAGGGUACAAAACAUAAGGGAUAUUUUUCGAAAAAUCUAUGCAUGAGAUGCAUUUAUCCGCCACAAGAAAUUCUAGGAGAGCUGCUAUACAGAAUUCAAAUAAAUGCUAAAUAACAACUUCAUGAAAGUGGAGGAGUGGAUUGAAGUUUUGUGACUGCAAAACAUGGAUUGAAUAAUUUGUACUACUCUUUGUUUCCUAGUUGUAUGUUCAAAUCAAUUUUUUAGUCGUCUUCACUGUAAUAAUGAUUAUAAGCACUUUUUUUUUACCCCUUGAUACCUAUCUCAAAAUUGACUUCGAGGAUAAACAAUAAUAUCUAGGUUGGUAUCAACUCUCAACUCUAAUUAAAAGUAAACACUUCAAUCUCAAUAGAUAUCUCCCACUAACAUUUUUCAAUCAAGGAUUCUUCGAGUCAUCAUUUGGACAAAACCUAUAAUCAAGCUAAACAGAUAUUUUUUACUAAUAUUUUUCAAUCAAGCAUUCUUCAUGAUAUUAAAAUGCAUGGAUGUUUAUAUUCAACUUCUUAUUUGAGUGCUUUUUUAGUGGCAAACUCACAUUCUAGCGAUCUUAAUACUUUUUGUGCUUGUAGAUACAAAAUUGUUUGCUUUUAAACUUGACAAGCUAAAUGGGGGCAAUACAAUAUACUCCAUCUACCCGCUAAUUAUAAAACUCU